GUGGCGGCCCGGGGAGCCCAGAGGCACCGAGGAAAUGGCAUUCUUUCUUCUCAUUGGACACUGGUCCGCGACACGCUUCUGCGCAGUCUGUGGUGGCGGCGUAACGCCUCGGGGAAGGGGAAGCCGGUGAAGGCUCGAACCGCUGCCUCUGGCUCUCUGUUUUUUUUUUUUCUGCUGACAGGGUUGGGUCACUGUCUGUGGCCCCGGUGCAGCCUUCCCCUUUGCUUCCCCCGCCCUGGAUCCGGCCCUGUGGGCACUAACGUCAGUUCUCUCGCUCCGCCGCGAGUCCCCUCCGCGUCCCCCGGCACGGAGGCCGUAACUAUGGAGAAUAUGGCGGAGGAGGAGCUGCCACCCCAGGAGGAGGAGGAGGAGGAGGCCCAGGUCAGGGUCCCGACCCCGGCCCCGGCCCCGGAUUCGGCGGCUCUGGACUCGGCUCCGACGCCGGACUCGGCUCCAGCCCCAGCCCUUGCCCCGGCCCCGGCCCCGGCUGCGGCCCUGUCCCCGUCCCUAGCCUCUGUCCCCGAGGAGGCUGAAAGCAAGAGACACAUCUCGAUUCAAAGGCGGCUUGCUGAUCUGGAGAAGUUAGCAUUUGUGACUGAAGGAGAUAUUGACUCUGCCAGUUCAUUGAACUCAGAUAAUCUGGACACAGAAAACAGUCAUACUUGUCCAUUGUGCCCUAAAGAAAAAUUCAGAGCUUAUAGUAACCAUAAGCUUCGUCGACACCUUCAGAAUUUACACUGGAAAAUCUCAGUUGAAUUUGAAGGCUACAGGAUGUGCAUCUGUCACUUAGCUUGUCGACCAGUAAAACCAACCAUUGUUGGAGAACAGCUGUCCAGUAAACUGGGUGCCCAUUAUCACUGCAUCAUUUGUUCAGCAACCAUCACCAGAAGAACUGACAUGCUAGGGCAUGUUAAGCGCCAUGUGAAUAAAGGAGAAACUAAAUCCAGGUAUAUUGCUGCUUCUACUGCCAAAUCAUCUAAUGAAAUUUUGAAGGAGGCAGACACAGAUAUACAAGUUUGUCCUAAUUACUCGAUACCUCAGAAAACAGAUUCAUAUUUUAAUCCCAAAAUGAAACUAAAUCGUCAAAUAAUAUUCUGUACAUUGGCUGCUUUGGCUGAGGAAAGAAAACCUUUGGAGUGUUUGGAUGCCUUUGGAGCCACUGGAAUAAUGGGAUUACAGUGGGCAAAACACCUUGGAAAUGCAGUCAAAGUUACAAUUAAUGACUUGAAUGAAAACUCUGUGAGUUUGAUUCAGAAAAACUGCCAUUUAAACAAAUUGAAAGUGGUGGUAGACAGUGAGGAAAAGGAAGAGGGUGAUGCCCUGGAAGAAGAUGGUACUCUUGGUGAUAUCCAGGUGACCAGGAUGGAUGCCAAUGUGUUGAUGCACCUGAGGUCUUUUGAUUUCAUACACCUAGACCCAUUUGGGACAUCAGUGAACUACCUAGACUCUGCAUUCAGAAAUGUAAGAAACCUUGGCAUAGUAUCAGUGACUUCUACAGAUAUCAGCUCCUUAUAUGCCAAGGCACAGCAUGUUGCCCGGCGUCACUAUGGAUGUAACAUUGUCCGAACAGAGUAUUACAAGGAGCUAGCAGCCAGAAUUGUCGUAGCUGCUGUGGCAAGAGCUGCAGCGAGAUGCAACAAAGGUAUAGAAGUGCUGUUUGCAGUGGCCCUGGAACACUUCGUGCUGGUAGUUGUGAGAGUCUUAAGGGGGCCUACAUCAGCAGAUGAGACUACCAAGAAAAUCCAGUACCUCAUCCACUGCCAGUGGUGCGAAGAGAGGAUUUUUCAGAAGGAUGGGAACAUGGUGGAAGAAAACCCAUAUAGACAGCUGCCCUGUAACUGUCACGGAAGCAUGCCUGGCAAGACUGCAAUAGAACUCGGGCCUCUGUGGUCAAGUUCCCUUUUCAAUACUGGAUUCCUAAAAAGAAUGCUCUUUGAAUCUCUCCACCAUGGUUUGGAUGACAUUCAGCCCCUAAUAAAGACGCUAAUCUUUGAAUCAGAGUGUACUCCCCAAAGUCAGUGUUCAGUUCAUGCCCCUUCAAAUCUCAACAAGCAAGGAAAGAGGAAAAGCAGCGAAAUGAUCAUAAAUACAGCCAAGAAGCAGAAGACUGACGUCAGCGCUGCACAUCCCCCCUUUUAUUACAACAUCCACAGACAUAGCAUCAAAGGGAUGAAUAUGCCAAAGUUAAAGAAGUUCCUGUGCUGUCUUUCCCAAGCAGGCUUUCGAGUGAGCCGAACUCACUUUGACCCCAUGGGCAUUCGCACAGACGCACCUCUGGUGCAGUUCAAGUCCAUCCUGUUGAAGCACAGCACCCCCACCUACACCGGGGGACAGUCCGAAGGCCCCGUGCAGACGGCGCCCGAGGAGACGGUGGCUGACAGGGUUGAAAUGUCGGUGAACGACAAAGCAGAAGUGAGCGGCUGCAGAAGGUGGUAAACCGAGAAGCCUUUCUUCUCAGGGUUCUACGACAGCCCAGUGAUUCUGUACCAACUGUAAUUCUUUUUUUUAAUUCUUUCAACGUAGUGAAAUAAGAUAAAAAAUUUAAAAAGCACUGUUUUCAUUCAGAAAAUUGGCUGUUUCUGACUUGGCUGGUGUGAGAGCUUUGCUUUUUAAGUUUUUAUUAUUUUAAAGAAAAAAAAAUUAAUAAAAACAUUUCAUGAUGAAGCCAAGUUUCUGACUGGGCUCACGCUACUGUUCAGUAAUUUAAAAAAUUUUCACAUGUAUCUCUUGGAAAUUUAAGCAUAUUCUGAAAGUCAUCCCUUAUUUCUUCUGGUACCAGGGAUCAAACCUAGAGUCUAGCUUAGUCUCUCAAGUAGCUGGAAAGCAGGCAUGCACCAAGCACCCAGCGUAGCAUUUUUUCUUCUUGAGGACAUCUCCACUGGUUUAUGGUGUUUAUUCUUGUAUGUAA
Onychomys torridus (southern grasshopper mouse) is the source of this 2908-nucleotide messenger RNA. RefSeq names its product tRNA methyltransferase 1 like (gene Trmt1l). Gene Ontology annotation, biological process: tRNA N2-guanine methylation. Bases 322 to 2436 code for a protein of 704 amino acids. Gene Ontology annotation, molecular function: RNA binding. Lineage: Eukaryota; Metazoa; Chordata; Mammalia; Rodentia; Cricetidae. Gene Ontology annotation, cellular component: nucleus. The record is from RefSeq and is a predicted model, not a curated record. The transcript has 14 exons.